UUGCCAUUGGUUACGUGAGUGUCGUCUGCGCGUGUUUUUCUUCGGAGCAGAGGAGGCGCCUUGUCGCGAUCUUUUUCUCGCAUUUCGUAUGUUUUGCUCGUUCAAGAAAUGUUGCCUUCCAGCAGCACUUCCUUGUUUGCCACGCAUCAGGCACUGGGGUACCAUUUUAUUGUGUUAGAUAUGAGUAAUCCGCGUUGAGACGAUCUGAAAACUGGUGUGUCAAGCUCGCGGUGAUCCGAACGGUGAUAAGCGGCAGGCUGGAUCAUCUACCAAACCUGGAAACCACAGCAUGUCCACGAGCGAGGCCCAGAAGGAGUAUACGCCGAAGUUUCUGACCCCGCCCGUGACACCCAAAAAGGGCAUCGCGUACCAGGAGAACAGACUCAGGCAGGGCUUCAGCCCCAGUCUGUUCCUCCAGAAUUUCAACUUCCCUCUCCCAUUCCGCAAGAAGAAGCCCAAGCAAAACUCAAACACCAGCGGCUUUCCAACACCAUAUCGGACACUGUAUCACCCAAGGAUUGCACGGCCAAAAACAUUCCGACGGUCGGAGUUCAUUGAGCUUGCCAAUUUCGGAGUGGUGGAAAUCGAGCCGACGGAGAGUGGAAUCGGCCAUAACUUUGAGCCAGUGCAGUUCAAGAAUCCAACCUGGUGUGACCGGUGCGGAGACUUUGUCUGGGGGGCCUGCUCAUCCCAACAGUGCCUCCAAUGCCUGAACUGCAGUUUCACGUGCCACCUCAGGUGUCAAGACCUUGUCACACUAGACUGCAAAGGUCGGGGUGAGAUGGAGACAAAAGACUUGAACACUCCAUCCUCAGGAUCAUCUGAUGAGCAAAAAAAUGGGCAAAAUGGGCGUUUAUCUCCUCUGUUUCCUGAGGAUCUGCCAAAGGAUGAGCUGUUGUCUAGAAUCACCAGCUACAAUCAUCAGGAUCCAGGGCUUGAGAUGAUUCUGCAAGAAGAUGGGUCCGUACGUGGUUUUGUGCGGGUGCGCAUGAAUCUAAUGCGCCCGAUCAACGUUCUGGCUGGGACCAGGCCGCCGUCCAUUUACAACAUCCUUAAAGAAGAGGAGGAUAGCGGCAGGAAGACGCUGACAUCUUUUUACCUGCCCAAGGACACCAUCAAAGCCCUGCACAUUACAAGCGAAUACACUGCCCGAGAGUUGAUAGUUGCCUUGCUGAAGAAGUUCAAGGUGGCAGACAAUCCUCACAAGUUUGCACUUUACGAAAGCUGCCUUGACGAGGAGUCAAAAGAAGUGAAACUGCGGAAACUGCAAGAUACUGAAAAGCCACUCUGGCUUGCACUGGACUGGAGCAGUCGUGCCAAGCAGUUUGUUCUUCAGGAAAAUGACAACAGUGACAUUGAGUGGGAGGACUUUGCACUACCAGAGCUACAAAACUUUUUGAAGAUUCUGGACUUGGAAGAGGAGGAAUACCUAAGCCAGUUAAGACUUAAAUAUCAGAUAAUGCGGGAGAAGAUUCAAGAAGCCAUGGAUGCUUUUCAAAGCCAAGACGCGCAACAGUCUGACGAGUCUGCUCAGUCAACUUCUUGAUGAUUGUGGCACAGUUGCAAUAUAGAAGAACUUUUUGUGUGCGUGUGUAGCGGGGUUAGAGGUAUCACUCUGUGUUCCGUGGAGGACUUUUCACACUGAUCACUUGUUUAGGAAGAUUUUCACGCAGACAUGUUUAUGAGAAGAAUUACCCCUGUUUACAGGGCAGUGUAGGAAACUACUGGAUUCAAGAGUUAUUUUUGGAGGUGUAAAGAAAACCGUGCCUGCUUGUUGUUUUAGGGGCAUUGCCUGAAGGCUUUCUCGGUGAUUAAGAUCCUCCCACUCAAAAUUUUGCCCCUACAAAACUUUUAUUUUUUUUUAUUUUACCAUUACAGCUGCUAUGCUAGCAGCAAACUUGUUUCUUACUCUUCCUUUGACUUGAAUAUGUCUUUUAUGGCCAAACAAUUGCCCUUGUCCAAUAAUUUGUAUGGUGCAUGAUGUGCAAUAUCCAUAAAUGGGCCCUUAUCACAUGAAAAUCUAGAUUGUCCAGCGAGACUGUGUUGUUUCCUCUAUAAAAAAACGCAUACUGCAGAUGCAACUGAUGCAGUUCUGGUAGUAAAUAGUAAAUGUGCCUUUACAUGCCUAAAAUACCACCAGCCCCACCCCCACCACUCCAAGAAGGGGUGGGGGCUUGAGUAGUUUUUUUAUAUAACUUUUGGUGUUUAUCAUGGCAGCUCUAACAAUUUUCGCAGAGUUGAUUUCAGCUGGGGAUGAGUACAAACCUCGCAAUUUGUGUUCAGUCUAGUCACUUGGUUUCUAUUCUCUCGUAGGCUUGGCUUCUCAAGUGAUAAUGGCAUUUCAUGAGUAUUAUUUUGUGAUAGUUGUAGUUUAAAAAGUUUGUUAUGCACUUCCAUAAACAAAUCAUUAAUAUAUAUAUAGUUUUCUUUUCUUAACAACUUGUACUUUGCAGGCAAUAGCAAACUAUAGGUAAAACACUAAACGUGUUCAACUCUAAUGCUUUUUCUUUUGGGGGUUGGGAGUUGGUGCACUAUAGGAAAGCAUGCAAUAUCUCUGUGUGGGCUUGUUGGUUUCUAGAGUUAAUAUUGACACAUUUUUGGUUGGAUAUUGCUUUUUACUUUAUUUUAUUUGUUGAUUUAUGUAUACACUUGUUCUUGUCAUGUGGGACUUGUGGUUGGAAAAAGAAACUUCUCAAACAGUUGGUUCAAGCAUUGAACUAGCUUUUUGAUUCUCAUUUUUUAUGUUGUGUAAGUUAUCAUCACCACCAGCAAGCGCCUACACACAUGUUGACUAGGGGUGACAGAUUUGAGUGGUGGAAUCACUGUACCCUUGUCAUGUUCUUUUAAAAUAAAUGUUUUUGGUUGUAUGCAUUA
Messenger RNA from Ixodes scapularis (black-legged tick), 2874 nucleotides. RefSeq names its product ras association domain-containing protein 1. The record is from RefSeq and is a predicted model, not a curated record. Gene Ontology annotation, biological process: signal transduction. The transcript is spliced from 9 exons. NCBI's taxonomy places the organism in Eukaryota, Metazoa, Arthropoda, Arachnida, Ixodida, Ixodidae. The coding region runs from base 290 to 1546 and encodes 418 amino acids.